AGACCAGAGACGGACCGUCUCGUUAUGUAUCCAUGAGACACACAGACAGCAGACAGAUACACACGCGCAUUGCCGCCGUUCAUCAGUCCUUCGCUGCGGGGAUCGGAUCGUGCUGACGCCUCUGGACCCUCGGUGACUUGGUGAAGUUAGACCCUGAGGGCGAGUGUUGCCUCUCUCUCGCACUUCAACGUCUGUUGACAGUUUGGUCAUGGCGUCCUCCUUGAUCAGCCGCCACUUUGCUCUCUCCCUGCAGAAAAACCUAUGGCUCAGUGCUCCAGGCUGCAGACAUGUUAGUAAGGCGGCACCACAGGCCCAAGUGGAGUUUGACUUCAAUGGACCCUCCAUGAAGACUGAAGUUCCUGGACCACGAUCACAAGAGCUGACAAAACAGCUGGGAGAGAUCCAGAAUGUUGGUGCUAUCAACUUCUUCUGUAACUACGAGGAGAGCCGGGGGAACUACCUGGUGGAUGUGGACGGCAACCGCAUGCUAGACAUCUACACUCAGAUCUCCUCCAUCCCUAUUGGAUACAACCACCCGGCGCUGCUCAAACUCAUGUCCAAUCCUAACAAUCUGAGUACGCUCGUAAACCGACCAGCCCUGGGAAUCCUGCCGCCGGAGAACUUCCCCGACAAACUCACUGAAAGUCUUCUCUCAGUGUCUCCCAGUGGAAUGACUCGUGUUCAGACGAUGGCCUGCGGAUCGUGCUCCAAUGAGAAUGCUUUCAAAGCCAUGUUUAUCUGGUACAGGAACAAGGAGCGGGGCCACAACACACCGUCUGAGGAAGACCUCAGCUCCUGCAUGGUCAACCAGGCCCCAGGUUGUCCAGAACUCAGUAUCUUAUCUUUCAUGGGAGCUUUCCAUGGAAGAACCAUGGGUUGCUUGGCAACAACACACUCCAAAGCAAUCCACAAGCUGGAUGUGCCGUCAUUUGAUUGGCCGAUCGCUCCGUUUCCCCGACUGCAGUACCCGCUGGAGGAAUUCAGCAGAGAGAAUGCACAGGAAGAGGCUCGCUGUCUGGAAGAGGUGGAAGAUCUGAUCGUGAAAUGGAGGCAGAAGGGGAAGCCGGUGGCCGGGAUUGUUAUUGAACCAAUCCAGGCUGAAGGUGGAGAUAACCACGCCUCCCCAGACUUCUUCAAAAGCCUCCGCAACAUUGCACGCAAGCAUGGAUGUGCUUUUCACGUGGAUGAAGUCCAGACUGGCGGAGGGUCCACAGGAAAGAUGUGGGCCCAUGAGCACUGGGGCAUGGACGAUCCUGCUGACAUUGUCUCCUUCAGCAAGAAGCUUCUGACCGGUGGCUACUACCACAGGGACGAAUUACAGGCUGAUAAGCCGUACCGUAUCUUUAACACAUGGAUGGGUGACCCAUCAAAGAACUUGAUCCUAGCUGAAGUUCUUAAUGUGAUUCGCAGAGAAAACCUUUUGGAGGAAGUGACCCGUUCAGGAAAAGCCUUGCUAAACGGCCUUUAUGACCUACAGGCUCAGUACCCCGGCAUGUUGAGCCGAGCUCGAGGACAGGGGACCUUCUGUGCCAUUGAUAUCUGCGAUGACGCAACGCGCAACAGCAUCCUGCUCAAGGCUAGAGACAAAGGUGUCCUCCUGGGAGGGUGUGGGGAUCGAUCCAUCCGUUUCCGUCCAGCGCUGGUUUUCAAGGAGUACCAUGUUCACAUCUUUCUCAACAUUUUCAAUGAAGUGUUGGCCCAGCACAAGUAAAUCCUGACUGACACUGCACUGUCUGAGUUCAUCCAGAAUGGAGGAAAACUCCAGACAGUCCAUGUCACGAUAAGCACAAUCUACACAACAACUCCCACAGAUAUAUAAUAUAUAAUAAUAUAUAGCCUCUGUUUCAUAUCCAAUAUGCCAAUCUUCAUCUCCUUAGCCAGGAAUGAUAAUGAUAUCCUCUUACUUGCGCUGCCAUAAAGAUGUAUCCAGAAAAGCAUUCAGAACAGGUGCCUGUGGGUACUGUUGCAGUAAGUGAGAAUGUCAUGCUUCUGUAAAAUAAAUCUAUGGGAAUGCCCUCAAACUCCAGAAUCGUUCUCAUCUGGAUUCAGGUUCUUAUAUGUAGACUGACUAGACUCUGGGUGAAGACAUGCCAGAUUGAACAUCAUGUCAGUAAAUCGGGAACCUUCUGUUUCACACCCUUUACACAUUCAGAGGUCUGGAGCCAGGCUAAACAUGUGGCUCUGUUCCAGGUAGCACAGCAUUCAAUACAUGUAAAUAAGAAGUUGAAGGUCCCAACUCCUAAUAAACCUCACCUAACGGCUCCCAACAGCUUGCUUACAGCUUCUUUUAGUGCUCAUAUGCUGGCGUUAUUGCCUGACUCCCGGUGACUGAAGCGACUCUAGUUAGCCUGGAUGUUUGUUUUAUGAACACAGAGACAGAACUGUGUCAGUGAUGACUCUAUGUAGGAUGCCACUCUGCAUGUCAUUUAAUGCCGUCCAUUAGAAAUGUCCUUGUUAUGAUUAUGUGUGUUCUUAAUAGGAAUGACUUCUCAACUUGAAAUGUUGUAGCCCAGAAAAAAAA
Molecule: messenger RNA, 2521 nt
Organism: Perca flavescens (yellow perch)
Lineage: Eukaryota; Metazoa; Chordata; Actinopteri; Perciformes; Percidae
Gene: abat
Product: 4-aminobutyrate aminotransferase
Exons: 16
Coding region: 209-1711 (500 amino acids)
Biological process (GO): GABA catabolic process
Cellular component (GO): mitochondrion
Molecular function (GO): 4-aminobutyrate:2-oxoglutarate transaminase activity; pyridoxal phosphate binding
Source: RefSeq, a predicted model, not a curated record